UGUACAUAUUGUACAAUGUACAUAAAGUAUUGCUGAAUUUCCCUUGUGAGCAGGCAAAAACUACAAGUAUUAUUAUUUAAAAGUUUUCGAUAAAAAUGCCCAUAGGCAAAUUGCCUCUUCCCCUACCGCCAAAGCCGUUUGCAGGCGACAUGUGCGGGCAGGACAGCACGAUUGACUCACGAAUGUCUAAUAGUGGCAUCGGCGGAAUACCCAAAAUGGAGCUACUAAAAGUUAACCAUGUGCAUAAGUGCAAGCAGGCUAUAAUGCACAAGUCGAAUCAGUCCCCACAGGCUCUCAGGCUGAACAAUCCCGCCCGAUUUGGUGGAUACCGCAGACAACCACCCCAAUCAAGUACCGAAGCUGAGAUGAGCAUGUCAGGACGACAGCACUGCUUCUCACCCAAGAUUGUGCCGGAUCCAAAGCCUUCUUUACCACCACCUACAAUAGAGUCGUGGCAGUUGCUCUUGCAACAGAAGCGCACAUCUCUGCCCAGGGUCCAUUCUCAGAAUGGAUUCGCCACUCUGCCGAAUGAAUUGGAAUGUGCUCUGUCGCAGUGUUGCACUAAUUCUUCCUGCUCAUGUGAUAAGUCGCAUUCUGACACAACAGAGACCAACACCGGUGUAGAUGACUGUAAGAAAUCGCAGAACUGGAAGUACCACAGGAAUAAACGUGACUUCCAGCGCGCGGCUGUAGGCAUAAAAUCACGGGCAGAUCGUAUCGCGCGCAUCGAAAACAGAGAGGGCGAUACGCGUCUACAAUCGAGGCUCCGAAUCCCGAACACGUUAACUAAUUGCGAUGUAAAGAACACUGCACCAACAUGGAUGUUUCAGAAAACAGAUGGCGCGAGUGGAAGCAGUUCACAAUUGGCAACAGAGCAGGAGUCUCACCGCAUUCAGCAAAAAGUCGAGUUGGAACGUGUUCACAUUCGAAAGAAGCGGCAGCCACUGCUUAUCGUUAACCACUUAGAGGUUAAAAAACCACAGAGUGGCUACAAAAUACAGGUUUCGAACAGCAAUUCUGAACUUUCAACAUGCAGCUUUGCGUACUGUUCCCUCUCCCGGCAUGGUAGGUGUCGAGAUAAUAUAACUGUUAAUGGAGAGAAGCGUUUUUCUAUCGAGAGCUGCUCUGACUCUGGUGUAUCUUUCUCUAAUGACAAUAGCCAGGAACGGAGUAAGCAAACGAACAACCGCCAGAAUGGAGAGUGUGUGGGCUGCAAAAAGGGUCUUGAAAAGCAAAGCCAGAUCAAGAAAUUCGAUGAAACAACUGCUCCUACUCAGAUGAAAUCGGCUGCUGAUCACAACGAUGUACAAAACUUUGCCAACAAGAAUCUCACUAAGGUCACUACCAACGAGCUGCUAAAAGCUGCCGCAGUUCAUGCAAAGCAAUGCAAUAUCGAAAAACAACGCAACAUUAACGGUCUUAAUGUAAAGGAAGCGGACACUAAGUCCACAAUCGUAGCUAUCGACGACAGCUGGGUCCGAGAGUCCAGCAUAGAUCCCUAUGAUAACUACAUGGAAACCGAGGCUCGAACGUUUUCGAAAUCUGCCGGCUUUUUAAACCACUCAUUUUUCAAACCAGACACUAUAGACAACUUAAAAACGAUUGUAAACAACAACAGCAAUGGUGAGAAGUUUAAGGAAACGCCCAGAAGCCAUUCUGUGGCCCUGUCAUCAAGCAUCUCAACGUCUUCGUCUGGUUGCGGCGAGGAAUGCUAUCUUGACAUUAGCUCACAGUGUGACUCAGAACAGGAUUGUUGCCAAUGCAACCCCUCAAAAUCGGCGAACAUCCUUUCGAAAGACUGCUGCAAUGCCGUCGGCGGCGUUUUCUGGAACAGUGCAUAUAACGAAUCUUCGACGGACGUUGCGGCUAGCUGUUGCUGCAGUAUAUCCAGCUGCGACGAAGAUGACUGCUCCUACUACGAUGGGGAUUCCAGCAACAACAUAGCAUGCUUGCAAACUUGGCGCGGGGGCCAACUGACAUACACUUCCAAAGAGCUUAUACGAAACAAAAAAUUACUGCUUAAGACUGAUGCAAUCCAUGAUUUAAGGCCUACAUCUAUCGAUGGUGCAACGGACUCUGGGAUCUCGUUAACCAGCAACUCGAACCCAGACAGCGUCGAGCACGUACAAAAUCAACAGGACGUGGAGGCCCGACGCCUAAAACGUGGUCAUGUUCUAACGGAGCUUUUAGAGACGGAACGCAUCUACGUAACCGAAAUGAGCUCGAUUCUUAAGGGCUAUUAUGAUCGGAUAAAAUCAGAAGAUCUUUUGCAUCUUGCCCCCCCGAGUCUAAAUGGGAAGGAGGAUAUCUUGUUUGGCAACCUACACGAACUCUACACCUUUCACAACGAUGUCUUUCUUAAAGACCUGGAAAACUGUAUAUCAACCACUGAGCUUGUGGCGCUUUGCUUUGUUCAACGGCGAGAUACUUUUUACCGGCUGUAUUCAUUUUAUUGUCAAAACAUCCCAAGAUCAGAGCGGUUGCGCGAAACCCUUGUGGACACGCACCUAUUUCUACAAGAGUGUCAAAUGCAACUGGGUCAUAAGCUCCCGCUAGCGGCGUAUUUGCUAAAGCCAGUACAAAGGAUCACCAAGUACCAACUUCUUCUGAAAGAUUUGCUCCGCUUCAGCGACAGUGGCAGCUGCACCAAGGAACUUCAGAAGGCGCUAGAUUGCAUGUUGAUCGUACUGAAGAGCGUCAACGACUCCAUGCAUCAAGUAGCUAUAACUGGUUUUCCGACCGAUCUAUCCCAACAGGGCGAACUACUUCUUCAGGAUUCUUUCCAGGUUUGGACAGAAUCAAAAAAGGACAUUCGUCUUCGCAUCAAGCCCCAGCAGCGUCACAUAUUUCUUUACCAAAAAUCCAUGUUGUUCUGUAAACAAACCUCAAAGUCUGGUCAUAACAAAAGCACCUACCAGUUCAAACACCACGUAAAGAUGUCUCAAAUCGGGUUGACUGAAUCUGUUCGGGGCGAUACCAAACGUUUUGAAGUUUGGCUUCAGGGUCGACAGGAGGUACAUACUCUGCAGGCACCGACGGUCGAUUUAAAGAACAAGUGGGUGGCAGAGAUCAAACGUGUUUUACUCAACCAGCUAGAGGAAUUAAAAGGCGAAAAAAUUAAGCAGUACAGCCUUAACCACCGUGGCUUCAGGCAUACAACUUCUUGGGACACCCCUAACAUUAUUCUUGCGAACACGAUAAGCUGUGACGCCACUUCAGAGUCUUCCAACCGAAACUCAAACUGCAGCAGCGACGAUAACGCUGGAGCUACUUUCGUCAACUCUCUUAGCUGCGCUGCUGACAAAGAGCAGCAGGAAGUUUGUGGAUGGAGCUCCGACUGCUCGAAUAGCGAGGACGAAUUGUCUUUGGUCGAAGAUAAUAGCACCCCGGGCAGUAAAUUCAUUGCCCUGGCUGACUAUACUGCUAUGGGACACUCGGAAGUUUCGAUGCGUGAAGGUGAAACUGUCGAGCUGCUUAAGGUGGGCUGUGCCGGAUGGUGGUAUGUUCGAAUCUUAGAUGCCAAUUCAGAAGGCUGGACCCCAGCCGCGUAUCUGGAAUCAAUCAAUCGAAAAUCUUCACGAUCAUCGAGUCGCAAUCAGGAGCGAAUAAAUUUUGGAUAAUUUAAUAUUCCUUUCUACUAGCACAAUGCUUUUUAGUCGUUUUGCUUUAGCCAAAACCAGAUUCAUCGUGUUCUAUAGAUGCAAGAAUUUUUGUUUCCGAGGCACGUAACAAAUUUUUGUAGUUAUACGAGAACACAGCUAAUCUCAUUUUACCAAUAUAACAGAACCUUCCAAUAUUUUGGUGCCGCCUAUUUAUUAUUUUCGUUAAAUAUAACAGGACGAGUAUACAUAUUUACAUAUAUAAAUAUUUAUAUCUGUUCAAAAUCCCUGCGG
Molecule: messenger RNA, 3893 nt
Organism: Drosophila miranda
Lineage: Eukaryota; Metazoa; Arthropoda; Insecta; Diptera; Drosophilidae
Exons: 9
Coding region: 96-3620 (1174 amino acids)
Biological process (GO): intracellular signal transduction
Cellular component (GO): cytoplasm
Molecular function (GO): guanyl-nucleotide exchange factor activity; protein binding
Source: RefSeq, a predicted model, not a curated record